CAAAGGAACGAGAAGAAGCAGGUUUGAUUUUCGUUCCAAAAAUUUUCAACAGUGAAUGCUUUGUGUGACAAAGUAGAAAUGCUGGUUGACUCACCAACGAGCAAGAGUGAUGAAAUCAACCGUUGCCUCAAAUGGAAACGAUGGCUUCUGGAAGCCCGCGGAUGAGGCCAACGAUGAAACGACUGGCGCCACAGCCGUUUUCAAUUUUUCAUCUGCCCCUUUGGCCCAACAGCGCAUGCUGCUACCCAUUCACAAACACAAACGACAGAUUCUGUACGCUCUCGAGAACUUCGGUGUCGUUGUCAUUGUCGGUGAAACGGCAUGUGGUAAAAGCACGCAAAUACCCCAUUAUUUGAUGUCCAAUGGCUGGUGCGACAAUGGCUUCCAAAUAGUUUGCACGCAACCCAGACGGAUCGCUGCUCAAACUUUAGCAGCACGAGUCGCCAAAGAAGUGGGAAGGGGAAGUCUUGGAGCCACUGUUGGAUACACAGUGCGUUUCGACGACCGAACAUCAGAAGGUUCCAAAAUCGUAUACGUCACGGAUGGAAUUUUGUUGCGGGAAGCAACACUCAGUGAUCCAUUGCUAUCCCGAUAUAGCGUAGUCAUGGUGGACGAGGCUCACGAAAGAAAUCUCAAUUCCGAUGCACUCUUGGGGCUUCUCAAAAAGAUUCGGCGCAAGCGUCCAGGUUUGCGAAUCAUCAUCUGCAGUGCAACUAUCGAUGCAGAGGCUUUCUUGGACUUUUUCGCCCCAAAAGCAGGAAAACCAGAGAAAGUCUUAUCGAAACGCCGUCGUCGAUGGGACAAUGUAGAUGGCGGUAGGGCUACUACAACUUCGCUGCCAACAAAAUUGAACAAGGGAACCAUAAUAUCUGUUGAUGGUCGUCAACAUUCUGUUGACAUCUUUUAUCUGGAUAAGCCAAGUAGCAAUUACCUUCGUUCAACGGUUGAAACGGCACUGCAUAUUUGUAAAAUAUCGUCAAAGAAAUCUGAUGGYGAUAUUCUAUGUUUUUUGCCMACUGGAGAGGACGUUGAUGAGGCCAUUAGAAUGGCCGAAGAAGUUGUUGAUAGCCAGGAACCCCAUCUCGCCCACGACGUAGUGUUUCUACCACUUUAUUCGAAUCUACCCUUCAACCUGCAAGCUCGUGUCUUCCGGGUCAACGGACGAAGGGGCGAUGGGGGCAACUUUGUUAAAAAAAAACGUAUAAUUUUUUCUACAAAUAUUGCCGAGACAAGUGUGACAGUCCCUGGUAUAACACACGUCAUAGAUAGUGGACUUGUGAAGCUUCCAUAUUUCGAUCCAGAGACGGGUUUUGAUCGCCUCAUCGUAGUACCGAGCAGUCAGGCCAGUGCCAAGCAACGGGCUGGGAGGGCGGGGAGGAUUCAAGCAGGCCAAUGCUACCGAUUAUACACCGAAUCUUUUUUUACGGACAAAAUGGAAAUAUCGACGCCACCUGAAAUUUUGAGAACGAACCUAUCUAGUUUCAUUCUGACGUUGAAGGCGUUAGGAGUUGAUAACAUUCUUGGAUUCGACGUCAUGGAUCUUCCGGGUGUAGAUGCUCUUUCUCACGGAUUAGAAUCGCUUUAUGCAUUAGGUGCUAUCGAUGAUGACACAAAUAUGACUGUCUUGGGAAUGGACAUGUCCUCGUUUCCUACGGAGCCACGGGUCUCUAGGAUGCUGCUUGAAUCAUUGAGAGAAGAGUGUUCGACAGAAGUAGCAGGKAUUGCAGGUGCUCUUCAAGUGAGAUCACUGUUCCUUACAAUGCGUGGAAGUUCAGCUGGAAGACAACARCGGCAAUUAGAUUAUGACAAUGCUAUCUCGGAGUUUGCUGACUCGAGUGGAGAUCAUGUCACGUAUGUCAAUGUUUUAUCAGAGCUGGAUGAUCGACGAUUGGAUCGYGAAGARUGCACUUUGAAAUUCUUAGAUUAUGUKGCACUCAAGCGGGUUGUCGAAGUACGGGAUCAAUUGCUGCGCCAUUUAAAAAAAUUUGGACGAAUUCGCUCUCUCGGAAUGGCAACCGUUGAAGAGCGAAGGGAAUCGAUACUGAAGAGUUUGACAUCCGGAUUCUUUUUCAAUGUUGCGAAGCUACACAAUGAUGGUAAAUAUUACACAAUAAGAGGAACCAAUCACAUACUUGUGACACCGAGCUCCUCAAGUAUUUUCCACACAUACGGAUCGCAUGCUGAAUAUAUAAUCUUUUGCGAAACCCACGACGGUGUCAGGGGGGGUAUAGAACUUCGAGCCGUAUCGGCAAUCGAUCCUCGAUGGCUCAGGGAAUUGGCUCCUCAUUAUUGGCAUUAGCCUCUAGCAUAAUCAGCAAAAAUGCAAUAUUUGAAGUAUCAAAAAUAGAAAUCACAUUUAAUCUUCCUGAGCGGGACAASAACUACAGGCACUACUGAUAAAAGGCAAAUGAUACCGAAUAAUAAGUGCAGUAAUGU
Molecule: messenger RNA, 2436 nt
Organism: Pseudo-nitzschia multistriata
Lineage: Eukaryota; Bacillariophyta; Bacillariophyceae; Bacillariales; Bacillariaceae
Source: the annotation of a GenBank genome assembly